Ceraceosorus guamensis is the source of this 2184-nucleotide messenger RNA. RefSeq lists its product as hypothetical. Gene Ontology annotation, molecular function: copper ion binding; oxidoreductase activity. The transcript is spliced from 4 exons. Lineage: Eukaryota; Fungi; Basidiomycota; Exobasidiomycetes; Ceraceosorales; Ceraceosoraceae. The coding region runs from base 190 to 2037 and encodes 615 amino acids. The record is from RefSeq and is a predicted model, not a curated record.
AAGUGAGAGGAUCACAACGACAGAGAUCUGCUUUGCACGAUAGCACGGCCACCAACUUCACUGCUCUCUCUCUCCACCCGUGCACACACUGUCACUUGGCUGCAUCGUCAGUGCUGGCAAUCCACCGCAGAGCAAUCAGGGAAGCGCGACCAUCAGCUUCCGCACCCCAUCGACACCUCUCGAUGUACGAUGCCGCUGUACUCGGGGUACGACGCCAACGAGAAGGCGGAGGCGGAGGAUGGAGAGGGCAUGGCAUGGUCGAUGGAAAUGCAAGGCGACGAGCCGGCUGUGCAGAGGUAUGGCGAAGCGGAGCGUGUGGGGCGCGGUGUUGAAGCCGGUGCGGACGAAGAAGCGCAGGAGAGCUUGCUGAGAGGCGGUGCGGAGGGCAUUUUCGUUGCGCAUCGGAGCGACGGAUCGCCUCGCAAAGGGAGGCGGGGAGCGCACAGCAGGUCGACUCGGAGAUGUUGCGUCAUCGUAGUCCCUGCCGCACUGCUCUUGACGCUCCUCCUCGCCUUGCUGAGCAACUCCAACAGAUCCGCGCAGGCAGCCAAGCCCGCUGUGGAAAUUGAAGCUGAAGGCUCUGCGAAUGCGACCUCCUUCAGCCCCAUCGACGCCCUCGUCGACCCUUCCGUCUUUCAACUCGGAGCGAGCGGUAGCGAGUGGGAUGUGAGCCAAGCCGUGCGGACGCGCACGUACGACUGGACCAUCUCCGAAGUGAUCGCUGCUCCAGCCGGCGUCUCCAAGCGCAUGCUGGUCGUGAACGGACACUCGCCCGGACCCACAAUAGAAGCCAACGUAGGCGACAGGAUCGUGGUGAGGGUGGAGAACCGGAUGAUGAAUGGCACUGCCAUUCACUGGCACGGUCAGCCCCUGUCGGGUGCAGGUCAGAAUUACAUGGACGGCACCAGCGGUGUUUCCCAGUGUCCCAUUCCACCCGGUGCAUCCUUCACCUACGAGUGGACAGUCAGGACCAGCGGGACGUAUUGGUGGCACGCGCACUUUGAAGGUCAAUACAGCGACGGCUUAUACGGCGCUCUCAUACUUCACGAUCCCAAGGAUCACUUGCAGCUGAUCCAUGCCGGAUCGCGUGCAAAAGAAGAGAUGCCAUCCGAGUCCGCUCUGAUAGCGCAGCAGUCUCGAUACCAUCACGAUCGCGUGAUUCUCAUGUCCGACAUUUGGAACGACCUUUCGGGCGCUUACUUGGAGGGCUACAUGUCCUUUGAAGGUCCACCUGGCGGAGUGCAAGGUGAUGAGCCGGUCCCUGAUUGUGGCAUUGUCAAUGGCAUUGGCCACUGUGCAGGUGGACUGCAACACAGCCCUGCCUCUCUGCCAGUCUUGCCCGACAAGACAUAUCGUCUACGUCUACUCAACGUCGGCUCCCUCGCCGAGAUCCGUUUCGAAAUCGAAGGUCACUCGCUGAUCGUCGUGGAGGCGGAUGGGACAGAAGUGGUGCCUCAUAGCGUCAAGAGCAUUACCCUUGCCGUCGCUCAGCGGUACAGCGUGCUGGUGCAAAUGGAUCGAGGAGCGGAAAGGCAAAGGAAGUGGAGGAUCAAAGCGGACCUCUCUGAUAGCAUGUUUGGGUAUGAGCCGGAGCACUUGAUCAAGGAGCAGGCGAUGGUGCUGCAGUACGAGCAGCCCGUGAAGCACGACGAACCUGAAGGUUCAACGGCCUCGCUGCCCGUGCCAGACCACCAGAUCGACCAGUCACUUGACCCUUCAGCACUUGUGCCGCUCAUCCCCAUCGCGGCCCCAAACAAGGUGGACAGGCAAGAGACGCUGCUAGUGUCCUUCGGCCUGACUUCCUCCAGCGUUUACCGAGCUUUCUUCAAUGAGACGUCUUGGGAGAUGCCGCCGGCUAAUGGAAGCAGCGUGAUGGCACUGAGGAAGCAGAAGCCAUAUCCUGACCAGCUCGUCUUCAAGAACGACCAGACCAUCGUCAUGGAUCUCAUCAUCAACAAUGAGGACGAAGGAGAUCAUCCGAUGCACAUUCACGUGAGCAACACGUCUGGCUUUACUCUGACCACGCGAAAAGUGUGACAAUCUCGACCUUGCUUUCGCUGACGCUAUGCGGACUCUCCGACAGGGCUACGUCCCCCAACUAUUAGGCACAGGUGCCGGCUUCUUCAGCUACGAUCAACCGUCUCUAGAUUUACAGCAAGACUUUCCAAAUCCGAUGAGACGAGA